Molecule: messenger RNA, 2627 nt
Organism: Prorocentrum cordatum
Lineage: Eukaryota; Dinophyceae; Prorocentrales; Prorocentraceae
Source: the annotation of a GenBank genome assembly
UCGUUCCGUAGCCAUUUUGGCUCAAGCCGGUCCCAUUUGCGCGCUCUCGUUUUGGGCCCCGCGGGUGGCCGCAGAGAUCGACUGCUUGGGGGAUGGCUGCGGGCGGCGGCCGAGCUGCCUGUGCGGCAGCCGAGCCGCCUCUGCACGGCGGGGCUGCGGCUUCGCUCUGGCCUGCGCGACGUGCCCGACGGGCCGCGGCGCGUGAGGCCGACCAGGGCAAGCUGUGGGCGGCGCUGGGGCGAGUCGCAGCCCUCGAGGCGGAACUCGCGGCUUUGCGGGUCGCCCACGAGGCGGCGGCGGCCCAGGCGCUGGCGCUGGCGGCCCAAGGCUCAGCCCAUCUUCCCAGCGAGGCGCUCCACCGCGAGGUCUCCGAGAGGCUGGCGCUGGCGGUCCCCGUCCUCCUGGAGGUGCUGGCAGGGCCGCAGCGUGCGGCGGCCGACACCUCUUCGGCCCCUCGGCCGCCUCCUGGGCCCUUGCGGCUUGCGGGAGCGGGCGAAGGAGAGCAGGGGAACGGGCAGGCAGCAGCGGCCGCCAGCGCUCACCGAGUCGACGGCGCCCCGAGCAUGCCCCUCAGCGGCGUGCCACAGGGUGCAGGCGACGGUGCUGGCACGGUCGCGGACGAGCCUACCCAGGCUCAGGCAGGCGAACGGUGGGGCAGCGGCAGCCGUGCGGUGGCUGGGGUGGGUCCGCUGCACCGUUCUCGGCGCAACGCUGGGCUCCACUGCGCAGCAAGGAGGGCCGCUAGCAUUUCGGUGACGCGGCAGUCCUCCCUCAAUCGCCUGCAGAGGUCUGCGAAGGCGGGGCGGGUUCACCUCGGAGGGCAAGCUCGGCACGGUCGCGUCCGCGGCGCUGGUGGUCGCGCACGGGCUCCUCUUCCUCUACCUCGCGCUGCUGGUGCAGCCUCCCAGGUGCGGCAGCGGUCGGAGGAGCGGCGCCCCCCUCUCCGAGGCGGCGCUCUUGCCCCGCCGCGCCGCCAGCCAGAGGCGCGUGCCGCCUGCGAGGCGGCCCCGAGCGAUUGGACGGUCGCUCGGGCCUACCGCGGGCGCAGCGCGCCGCCUGGCGUCAUCUUCGCGCUGGCCGAGCGCGCGAGGCGGGCUCCCGAGGCGAGCCUGCUGCCCUUGGCCUCGGGCCCGCGCUGGUGGAAGUGGAGCGUCGAGGACAGCGACGUAGUCGGCGUCGGCGGCGCCUCGCACGGCACCCACUUCGACAGCGAGGAGGCGCGGAAGGCUCCCGUGGCGGCGGCGCCCAUGGGGCUCGACAAGCACAGGCCUGAGAGCAGCGGCGCCUUCGGCGAGCACCCUGCCCCUCGGCCUUCUGAAGGUGAUGCUGUUCAUCCUCAUCGCCUCCCUGAUCCUGGUGCGGCGUGCAGCACUGCCUGCACCUCCUCUCCUGCUGCUUUCGCGGACCCCUCGAUCGUCACGGCGUACUUGCUGGCCAACGAGGCUGCCGUCCUCAGCGGUGGCAGCGAGAGGGCUGCUGGCGACGUCGACGGCGAGCUCAGCAUGCAGGUGGACGGCUCCCGCAACCAGGACGGAAACAGUGCUCUGGCCUCGGAUGCCGUGGCGCACGGCGGCUUCGACCUCUCCCCGCACCUCGGCACGCGCGGACGACGGCGUGGAGGCGGCUGGGCCCCAGCGCAACGGCGGCAGGAGCCUGGACGACGACGCCCUCCUCACUUCGCCUCCCUCGGGUUCCUGCUCCUGCUCUGGCGGCGGGGGGAUCGAUGUGGAGGACGGCGAGGGCGGCGUCGGCGGCGGCUGUACGCGCCACGGCUCGGAGACGGUGGCGCGCCAGGAGCCCGCGCGUGGGCCCAAGCGGCUCUUGGCGCUGCGCCGCCACGUCUUCGAGGGAACCGUGGCCCUCACGGUCGACCGUGACAUUCGGAGGCCGGGCUGGCAGGGCGACGGCGGCGACGACGCUCCUCCAGCUCCCUCAGCCUCCGAGCGAGAAGCUGGGCGCCUCUGGCUCCGUGACAUGUUCGGGCCUGGCUCCCCGUGGAGGGCGUGGGCCAGGCAGGAGCGGCAGCGGAGGCGCGAGGCGCAGCUCCAGCAGUAGGAGGAGGACACCGCUUUUUCUUGCGAGCGUGGAGCCCCCAGAGGGGCGGGAACGGGCACCCGCCCCGCCUGCCCCGGGGAGGCUGCUUCGCCCAGGGCUCGAGGGAGCCCUGGGCUCCUUUGGCCUUGCCAGCGCUGCUGAAGCUCAGGAGCGUGGCAGGGCCGCCAGAGCGGCCAGGGCUCAGCUCCAGCAGUAGGCGGGCUCGAGGGAGCCCUGGGCUCCUGAGCGGCCAGGAUGGCGGACCCCAGGCCUGCGGUCGGCCAAAGCGCGGAGUGUUGGUGGCCGCGCUUCGGGGUCUGGUCCUGGCGGGCUGCGGGCUCGCGCAAGCAUUGUUUGCGGGGCCGUGAGACGGCAUCUGAAUUUAUCCGUGCAUGAUAAGCCUCAGGGUGAUGGGAUAAAAAUGCCUUUGUCGUAUGAUCUUGCUGCGCUGCAGUGCCGAGUGCCGACUCACGGCCAGUUCCAGGCAAGGCAUCAUCCUCGCAGGAGCGAGGUGGUCGGCCUCUCGCCUUCGGCACAAGCCGGACUUUGCCAACGGAGGUCAGCUCUGGCCUCUUCAGGGUUCAAGGGCCCGC